AUGAAACUGCUACUGUUUUGUGCCAUAUUUGGCUUCGUUCAAUGUCAGCUGAUAUCAAAGCCUCAACUUGAUUGUUCACGUAUUCACUCCAUAUUCUGUUGUACAACACGUAUUCGAAACCAUUGUCAACGUGAAUGCAAUGGAGUUCAGUGUGGACAGCAAGUUUACCAAAAACUCUUCUCUGCUGACCUUAACCAAGAGAGUACUUCCCGAGAUGGAAGUGCUGCAAUCCAUGCUUCAUCUCGACCAGAGGAAGUUACUGUAGACUUGGCUCCCCCACCAUCAGUUCCUGUGGAUAUUUCGACGGAACAUUUUCGUUCGUCCAUUCCAAUAACCACAACAUCCCUUCCCACUAAAUAUCCAACCCUCAUUCCAUUCGAGCCAAGCAUUGACGAUAUACAAUCAAUUUCGGAUAAAGAUGAAAGCCAAUGGACUACGCUGCAGCCAACAGCAGUGCCGAGAACGGCUCGUACGACCAGUUCGCGUAAACGUACAACACCCGAUCCCCGUAUUAUUCGUCCUCCAGAAUCUCUUGUAAUCAUUGGUGAUUAUGAUAUUGAAGAAUUAGAAAAUGUAUCUGAUCAAGAUAAUAUCAAAACAGCUCCAACUGUUACUUCGUGGAACGGACCUGCGUCAUCUUCUCAACUGACAAAUGGCCAAAUGAUGAUUGUGAGCAAUACCGGUGGCGUCUUUCUACCAACGUCAUCUUGGAACAGAGAGGAGUUUGUAGAGACUGAACAGAAAUUACACAAAUCAGGAGCACUAGGACCCCCAGAUAAUUCAUUAUCAGUGUCACUUCUAAGAAGAACAUCAAAUGUGAAAGAAGGAGUAGCACAAAUUCCUAAUUUCGCUGUCGAUGGCAUUGCCAGCAAAGACAGAAAGAAAUUCUCCUCAAACGGAUUCCCUCACGUAAUUAAUUCAUUUAAUGUGAAGCCGUCAAACCCAGUUCAUAACAAAGAUACGAAUGUUGUCCAAAACACAACGCCGAGUUUGAUUCAAUUAACAAGAACGACAUCAGGCAUUGUUGUUCCACCAUUAACUCAUCGACCAUUCCUGACACCUCCACCUCCACCUCAACCACCUACUGUUAGAUGUGGUGUUGCUCCUGAUUUUCGGCCUUGUGUUCCCGCUAAUGUAGCAAGUACAGAACUUUUGAGAUGCUGUCAAGCAAAGAAUAUGCCACAUGGAUGUUUGCAGCUCUGUCGUUACGAUAUUACUCAGGCGGAGGUUAGAGCAGCUAUGGACAGAGGACAAUGUGGUAUACUAAACGUUCAACCAUUCUUGGAGUGUGCGGCACAAGGACAUGAUAAUACAGAAUGUUGUACAUAUAAGGGAGUUGCUCGAAAGAGUGGCCCUCAAUGUGAGCAGUUUUGUCGUCCAUCUAAAGGCAUAACAGCUUUAGGUCUUCAACAUAUCGUUUGCGGGAAUGUCAUUGGAGAAAUGCUUCAAUGUCAUCAUUCAGGAAUUCGUUUAUAA
Messenger RNA from Auanema sp. JU1783, 1476 nucleotides. Lineage: Eukaryota; Metazoa; Nematoda; Chromadorea; Rhabditida; Rhabditidae. The record is from the annotation of a GenBank genome assembly.